AUGAUGGCCAGCUUCCAAAAAGACAAAACCAAACAGAGCCAAACAGAUCAACGAAACCAAGGCCGAUCUGUUACUCCAGAAGACUACACCUCCCUCUGGGGGUGGGUCACCUUUUUCUGGGUCAGACCCCUCGUCAACUUGGGCAGGGAUAAUACCCUGAAUGAGAGUGAUGUGUGGAACCUCAGCCCAACGAUGCAAUCACACCCAAUCUUCGUCACAUUCAGCGCAAUUGCACAGUCGACGCUCCUACGCUGCCUUUGGACCGCCAACUCGCUUGAUUUAAUCCUCGAUUUCUGCUUAACGUUUGUAAGUGUAGUGUUCAAAUACGCCGGCCCCUUCUUCCUCAAACUAAUUCUCGAUGCCAUCGACUUGGAACACCCUACGCCUGAAAGCCAAACCCAGGUGUACAUCUACGCCUUCCUGGCGUUCACGUGCACACUUCUGAAAGCCCAGGCUGAUGUACAGCACCUGUGGUUUGGCCGACGCGCGUCCACGAGGAUUCGAUCGGAGCUUAUGGUGGCGAUAGGGUUUGGCGCGCUGCUGGUGGAGAGAUAUCAUCGUAUGUGGUUUUGCUUGUGGAACUGCUCCAGUUUUGAAGUUUGGACAGGUCAACCCCAGGUUUCCUCCAUGUGA
Laccaria bicolor S238N-H82 is the source of this 633-nucleotide messenger RNA. Its product is annotated as ABC transporter. The record is from RefSeq and is a predicted model, not a curated record. NCBI's taxonomy places the organism in Eukaryota, Fungi, Basidiomycota, Agaricomycetes, Agaricales, Hydnangiaceae. Gene Ontology annotation, molecular function: ATP binding; ABC-type peptide transporter activity. Gene Ontology annotation, biological process: transmembrane transport. Gene Ontology annotation, cellular component: fungal-type vacuole; membrane. The transcript has 4 exons. Bases 1 to 633 code for a protein of 210 amino acids.